GCCCUGGCGACCUCGUGACCUUGGCGCAUGCCCACUGUUCACGCUUUUGACCAGAACAUGAGGACGACGUCCAGUCCAUUGAUGGCAGCGACCAAGCCACCCCACAAGCGCCGUCGAUUAACUGGUUCGGCGACGCCCCCACCCACGACGAUGCAGCCUCCUCCAGGAAAGGUUCUCGCAGCAAGCAACAACACAAAUGUAACUGCAAAGCCCGCCAAUGGUAUCCCCGUUUGCACGUCGUGCCACCGGGCCCUAAACGCGCUCCAGGGGAACCUUUUACAUUGCGCUCGUUGCUCGUCGACAACAUGCGCCAUAUGCUCCCGCGUAUGUACCGCCUGCGCCCCUUCCCUGCCGCCCACGCCUCACCUCUCCUGGUCCCCCUCGCCUUCACCAUCACCACACGCCUCACCGCGCCGCUCGGCACUAUCACUUCACAGUGUCAACACUAAUCUUAUCACCACUUCCAGUGGCAGUUCCUGGCCACACGUGACUAAUAAUAACACCGUCGCUGGCAAAAGGCGGAAGGUGGCUGACAACGAUGAUGAUUCGGAUGGAGCAGAUCGCCGCUAUGAACGGGCCACCGGACAUCACAGUUCCUCAGACCUGGAUUUGUUUGGGUGCGGACCUGGAUGUGGACGCACGUUGUGUCGUAAUUGUUGUUUUGAAAAUAUCCAGAAGCAAGAUGGCCGAGCGGUUAAGGCGUGUGACUCAAGCGUAGCUUACCUGCAUUCGCGGGUUCUCAUCAUCAUAGCUACGACGACGUUAUUCUCUACCAACGUCGAUAGUCGCGACUCGCAGCCUACGCCAUCUCCAAGUGAUAUCGUGGCCUGGGAUGGCGUCUGCUUCAGAAUUCGUUUUUUUUGGCUCUUCGUAUGGCAAACAAUAGUGUCAGUUCUAGCAUCCUACGUAAACCUUGCAGCAGACCACGACUUCCACGACGAGGACAGUCUCGUCUUUGGCUACGCGAGUGCCAUGGCAUCCGAUUUGCCUACAUCGUUUCCAAUCUACAUAGCUACGCGAAGGCAGACCAGAACCUUCGCUCAAACUCUACUUCCAAUCUCAGACACAUCUCUUGACUUUUUUGACUCCGAACGAAGAUCAUGGAUUCGUCCGGAAAACUCAGCCCGAAAGAAUGAAGACGCAUAUCCUGUUAUUUACGAGUAUUAUCUUUCGUCGGUCAAACUUAUCCUUGGUUUGAACAUGAUCCUGGAAGUUGAUCCCUGCUUACCCCUCCUUACUCAGAUUUCGGUCAAAAAGCCUUUCCCGGGUUGGUCGCAUCCAUACUGGCACUCCACGGAACGGACUACUCAAGCCGAAAGCCGGGACGGGAUUAUGGGCGGCGGGUUUCUAACCUCCCUCUUGCGCGUGGCAAAGAACUCGCGAGAGGUACGAGACAUCGUUAACGAGGCCGCCCGCAGAUUUGAAGGCACUAUCCCCUGGCAAUUGCUAUCGGCAGCCGCCCACGUCAGUGCUGGUCCCUCUGUCGACGACCCAAAAUUGGCGGGCACCCUCCUCGCAAGCAUCUCCCCCAAGGACAUCCCUUACGUCCGGGAAGGGGUCCUGAGGGCAGUACUUGGAAACGCAUCAAGGCACAAGAAUCGUACAGUGGCGCUCAACGCCUUUCGCCUCCUCGUGGCUCGAAAUACUCCCCUGAUCACCACGGACUACGCCCGCGUCCUUCAUAGUGGCAUCGACUCAAUGUGCCAUGUACGUCACAACUUUGACUUGGCGGACCGAGUAUGGCAGUGGGCUGCACCACGACGGCACGUUAGGCACGGAGAUCAGGAGUUGUGCUAUGUCGUGGCUCAAUAUCUGCUUUUAUGCGGCCGAGCGGGCAAUAAAGAGGUCGCGCAUCAGGUCUGGCAGGAAGCUAAGAAGAUGGGUCUUGCUCACCUUCCAGUUGUGACUGGAAGCAUGUUGUCAGUACUUGCUAUGCAUGGUGCCGACGGCGAGACGCUAGAACUACUCAAGGACAUUCCACCCGCUUCCCUCAAUUCGCACAUGGUGACUGCGGCGCUCACCGCCUUCUCCCACUCCGGCAACGUCGAUGCAGCCCACGCCUUGUUGGAGCAAGUAGAAAUGCACGAAUCCCAAACUCCUAUUGCAAGCAUACAGUCAUACACUGCUCUCGUGGACGGCUACGCGCGCAGUGGGGACUUUACAUCUGCUCUCGCAAUCAUCGACCACCCCAAGCGUCAAAAGGUUGGAGAGGAUGACGUGAUGUGGAUGACGGUGCUCGGUCCCUGUCGUCGUUUCAAAAACCUUCCAGUCGCGCAGACCGCAUUCGUAGCUAUUCAGAGGCUAGGCUCCCCUGAACACCGUGCGUCGGCAUACGUCCUCAUGUCUGACAUCUACAAUGCCUGUGGUGACACCAUGGCUGCUCUCCGCAUGCAACAGGAGAGGCUGAGGAAGGGACUCAUGAAAGAGCGGGGUGCGGUCACGCUAACGAUGGACAACGGCGAAACACAUGUGUUCUAUGUCCGGGAGGUCCCGCCUGCGCUCGUACCUGCCAGACGUGCUAUAGAGCAGAAGCUCAAGGAAUGGACUCGCUGGUUGGGGUUAUGUGGCAUCAGUGAUGAGUCCAUCCGGUGCCAGCACAGCGAGAAACUCGCGCUUGCAUAUGCUGUCACACAGGGCAUGAGACAAAUCACCCUACGGAAGAACCUUCGGAUAUGUGAUGCCUGUCAUGAGGCCUCGAAGCAGAUUACCAUCUUUGAAUCCAUUUCGAUCCAUCAUUGGGACAGGUCAAGGAUGCAUGUUAUGAAGGAUGGGAAGUGUUCUUGUCAUGAUCGAUACUGA
Laccaria bicolor S238N-H82 is the source of this 2799-nucleotide messenger RNA. RefSeq lists its product as uncharacterized. Gene Ontology annotation, molecular function: RNA binding; protein binding; zinc ion binding. Bases 28 to 2799 code for a protein of 923 amino acids. Gene Ontology annotation, biological process: RNA modification. Lineage: Eukaryota; Fungi; Basidiomycota; Agaricomycetes; Agaricales; Hydnangiaceae. The transcript has 10 exons. The record is from RefSeq and is a predicted model, not a curated record.